GUGUGUUUGUGUGUGGUGAUGCCUGUGAGUUUGUGUGGUGGUGGGUGGGUAUGAGAAGAGGAGGAGCUCUGUCAUGAUGCCAGCACCACAUUCUCAUCCUGCUGCUGUUGAAAAGGGCGGUAAGGACAUAAACAAGCCCAGUGGGAUUAGGUCCCACUCAGAGAAGUGAUCAGGGGGGAUUUACUGCCCAUUGGGCACACAAUGGCGCUGCCGCGUUACACACCACACAUGCUCAACGGCAACGUUUCACAACAGACCCAAGCCUAUAUAAAUCUGAUUAGAACUCCCUUUUGUUUAGGAAGCGGCCCCGGGGUUAACACAGGCUAGCCAUGCCGCGGGCCAUGUUUGAUAAGACAGGGGGUGUGUAGACGUUGGCGGGACGGCAAAGAGAAAAGCUGGGGGCACGUUGUGUUUUGGCGGGGUGUUUCCACGUGUGUGAAGCCCCAGACAGACAGGGAGGCCAGUGGCUGUGUAUGGGAGCACAAUAACAGGAUGAAUAACACUCUCCCCCCCCCCCCCCAGUUAGUGCGUGUGAGUCAGCUGAUGGUGGUGGAUGGAGACAGGAUCUAAGCUAACAUGAGACAACAACAACAUUGGCAGACACAAAGACAGAAAGCCGUGCUCUCUCUGGCCCAGGCUGCAGCCAUGCCCCUUCUAGAAGAGACCACUCUGCCACAAGAUCACCCACCCACUGUUCCUGUGGUCAUCAUAGGCAAUGGCCCAUCAGGUAUUUGUCUGUCCUACCUGCUGAGUGGACACAAACCUUACCUAGACACAGCAACUGUUCACCCAAACCCAAUAAUAUACAGGAAACUGCAGGAGACAAAGCACCUAUCCAUCACUGAACAGGAUCUGGAAUAUUUGAGUGAAGGUCUUGAGGGGAGGUCAAGAAACCCUGUGGCUGUGCUUUUUGACACACUUCUGCACCCCAAUGCUGACUUUGGCUUCGAGUUCCCCCCUGUCCUUCAAUGGAGGAGGGACAAGCAGCAACACAUCCCUCAUCUGGUGCUGGGGAAGGCAACGCCUGGAGGUGCUUGGCAUGCAAUGGAAGGCUCCAUGCUGACUAUUAGUCUUGGCAUUUGGAUGGAGCUUCCAGGGGUUAACUACAGGGACUUGACCAAUGGGAAACGCAGGGAUGCCACUAGUGACAGAGCCACCCCAGAAGAGAUCUCAUCCUAUUACCGUAACUAUGUGAAGCUUAAGGGCCUCCAAAAGAAUUUUGUUGACAACACCUACGUGACCUCUGUCCAGAAACUCUGCCGGGGGCACGAAGGAGAAGGUCUGGAAAAUGGGCACACUGAUCAAGGAGAUGGAGGGGUGGGAGAUGGUGGGAAUGAAGGAUUUGAGGGAAAUGGAGUUGAGUGUCUAAAUAAUGGAGGAGGGGGGGCUCUCUGGGAAGUAAGGGGAUACCAGCAACUGCAGAAUGACACUCAUGUGCCAUUCUCUUUGUUCGCUGAGAAUGUAGUUUUGGCCACCGGUGCAUCUGAUUCACCGGUUCGAUUAGGUGCAGAGGGUGAGGACCUACCAUUUGUAUUCCACAGCAUCUCAGAUCUGGGGUUGGCUGUAAGCCGUAGAAAACUGGACAUGAACUCUGAUCCAGUUUUGAUUGUAGGUGCUGGUUUAAGUGCUGCUGAUGCAGUUCUGUGCGCUUGUAACAGCAACAUCAGAGUGCUGCAUGUCUUUCGUAAGAGCGUAGACGACCCAGAACUUAUCUUCAAACAGCUGCCCAAGACCCUGUACCCAGAGUACCACAAAGUCUACAACAUGAUGUGCUCUCAGACCUACACAAAUGUGGCUUCCUCCUCUGCUUUAAACAGACCCCAGGCAGUAUGUAUCGCCUCUUCAGUAUGUGCCAAGAUGUGCCCAAAGCCCCAACUUGCUGCAGGCAACAUGGCUGGUAAUACCAGUGUCAGCCUGUUCCCAGACUACACUAGUUUCCCCGAACACUGGGUGGUGUCCUUCCAGUCUGACAUGAAGUGUUUGUUGCAGGGGAACAACUCCCUCAAGGCCUUCAAGAUCUCCAUGGCCCUAGUGCUGAUUGGGACUAAUCCAAACUUGUUUUUUCUGAAGGGUCAGGGCCAGUACCUUGGUCAGGAUCCAACAAAACCCAUCUCCUGCACACAGAACCCCAUUGACAUCCACCCCUACACUUUUGAGUGUACCAAGGAGCCAGGUCUGUUUGCCAUGGGCCCGCUGGUGGGAGACAACUUUGUUCGCUUUUUGAAAGGUGGUGCUUUAGGCAUUGCCUCGUGUCUACUGAAGAGACUCAAGAAGAAAGGGAAGCUCAUCAGCAAUGGAGAGAAUAACUUUAUUUGAAAACAUAUGAAGAGCCGUACACAUUGGUCGUAGGGCAGAUUUCAAGUGCUCCUACCAACUAAUGUAAAAUAUGAAGGGGAAAGGAGUAUGUUUUAAUCAUUUAGGCAGCGUUUUCUCAUCAAAUUUAAGGCAUUUCAUACAAUUUUCUGAGACCAAAAAGACAAUGGAUGUACACUAAUUAGUUUCUAAAGAAACAAAACACAGCUUUCAAGAGUCUUGUUUGACUCCAAAAGAAGUCCCCAGAAGUCCAAGCUAUAUGUGCCAAUGUUUUCUAGUCAAUCUGUAACCUCACAACUGAAUGGGACCUUAUUUUCAUCAGGGUUAUUUAUUUGUUCACCAUAUGUCUUUCAAUCUAUUUACUAACAGUUAAAUUGGUGUCAUAUCACAUCAUACUUUAAGUCGUAUUUUAGUUUUUAUGCUCAAAACUAUAGGCAACUGCGCUCAUUCUCAAUGCAAUUUAUAGCUAUAGUUAUGUAAGUUAGGGACAAUUGCAAAAGCAAUCUGUGGUCCCGCUGUUGUACAACCUGGAGUGGUGAGUGUUAGUAAUAGUGAACGCACACAAGAUUUAACUCGGAAUGUGUAAACCAACAAGUUCAUAGCUAAACAAUCUUAAUCUACUGAUUAUUCUGAGCCUACCUUUUUAACUUCAGAGGAUUAUUUGUUUAGCUGCUAUUGUAGGUAGCUGGAGCCAUAUACCUAAGAAAAGUUUUUUUAAAUCUGAACGGUUGCUUUGGUUAUAGUGCGAAUGAAAGGCUUUCUUGGGCCACAUGACUGGCAGACCAUGCUCUGAUAAGACGUCGGUUUAAUUGCAAUCAGGCUCGAUGGCCUAUCCUGUCCUGGGUAGCCCGGAUGUGAAUUAUUUCAUCUUGAAUUUUCGGAUCUUAAUUUGAGCAACCUGAAUCUAUUGUUUUGAAAUUUGGAAACUUGAAUUUUAAGAUCGGUAGUUGUGACCAUUGGGGAAAAAAAAAUUUAAGUUCCGCUUUUGAAAUUGCAAAUUAAGAAAUUUAAAAUUCUAAAUGUUAACUUCAAAUAGGUAAAUUCAGAACUAAUAAAUUCAGAUAGAUGACUUUCGAUAUGAGUAAAUAGUAAAAAAAUUAAGUAUUCAGUGGCUGUUACAAUUCAAAUAAUUAUGUCACUUAUUUGCUUCCAUAAUCUAUGCAAAUAAUUUCAACUGCACAUCUGAAUGUAUUCUUGUACAACAAUUGCUAUGUUUGAAUUCCUGGCAUAAGAUAUGGUCUUAAAGGAUCAUUUUGGUGUUUAAUAUUUUCUUCUUUUUUAUUUAUUUGAAUGGUAAAAAUCUUGGCAGAUUUUUAUUUUUGUUUAGAUUUACAUUCAAAACAGUAAUACCGAUAAUUAUGCUUUUUUUAUUUCCAGAAAGAUGGUGAACAUUCUCCCAUUUGGUAGCCAACUUUCCAUUAUGAGACUUGUAAACUUCUCAUCAAAUCAACACAUUCUUCAAAUUGUGCUAACCAACAAUAAUACAUUUAGACAAAUUAAAGCUGGGCAUGGUGUUUACCAAGAGGGUUCUUUAGGGGCACAAGAAAUAAUAUAAAAUAGGAUAAAACAAGAAAUACCAGUAUGGUCCUUUUCAACUUAACAAUUGCCAAUUACAUCAUGACAACAAUAUAGUGAAAAUGUAAUACUAUUCUUGCCAUAGCAAUACAUUUAUCUAAACGCAACAAUUACACCACUUGUGCGCAUUUUCUUUUUCUUUUUGUCAGUCACUCAUGAAGAGAACAGGCUUUCAAAAAAAAGAAAACUUGCAGAAAACCCAUUUUUAAAAUCGAAAUAAUUUUAUAUUUUUAGCAAACCAAAUCUUAGUAUCCUCUUUGUAUUUUUUAUAAUUACAUAGUGCCAUUUUUUUUUAGCAUGUUGUGGCUAUCCUCACGAAGGCUAACAUCUAAGCUCCAUCUUAGAACUAUUCAAUCUACCUGACUGGGUAAUAUGUAAAUUACUUAUUGUCUAUCACUGUAGCCAUAUCAUGUUUCUCUUAAUUGUGAAACAUGGCACACAGCUUUGUUUACUUAACACUACAUAGGAAUUGCCAAGUCAGACAUCUUCCAUACCUAUUUCUGAAAUACACCAAAGCAGGUGAUGUCCUAAACAUGAUCAACACGAAGACUUUAAUUUUUUUUCCACAUUGCCCAACUUUACAUGUGUGAUGAUAAAAAAUUAAUAAUUUUUUAAUACGGCUUUGAAGCAAACAGACAAUAUUGUUUUGUUAAGUGUCAAAUAAGAGAGCAGAGCAAUCUAUUCAUUUUUACUUUAGUUUUCUUCAUUAUUUAAACACGGUCUGCAAGAGUGUGAUGCCAUAUGCAUAAUUUGUUUUGUGUGCUGCACAACUCAUGGUUUGUUUGUGAUGUGACACUUUGAUCCCUGUGUAGGGAAUUUUUUUCUUCUGCCUCCUUCAAUACAAUAUGAUAGAGUCAGUGUUGGGGGUAAUUACUAAAAUAAAACGCUACUGUCGUCACAUUACUUUUUCCACUAACAAAGUUAAUAGUUUAACACAUUACUGUAUAAGUUUUAGUAAUCCUAUUAAACUAGUGGAAAUGUUAUUACUUGUGUUAAAUAUUGAAUUUUAGCUGAAUUAUGCCUUGAUGCUUUUUUCAUUGACUUCUGAAUAUUGUUUUGAUAUGAAUAUUAAUUAUAUGCAUGCAGGCAUGAACAAUUGCCUAGCAGCAGCUGCUGUGAGCAGAAGACAUAAAAGUGCUACAAGAACAGAUGUGGGAAGAGUACAUUUAAGGACUGCAGAGACUGGGUGACUUAUUAGUAAAGAUAACUCUUAUUGGUUUGAAUUUACUUAAAGGAA
Messenger RNA from Etheostoma spectabile (orangethroat darter), 5125 nucleotides. RefSeq names its product oxidative stress induced growth inhibitor family member 2 (gene osgin2). Lineage: Eukaryota; Metazoa; Chordata; Actinopteri; Perciformes; Percidae. Bases 577 to 2316 code for a protein of 579 amino acids. Gene Ontology annotation, biological process: negative regulation of cell growth. Gene Ontology annotation, molecular function: growth factor activity. The transcript is spliced from 8 exons. The record is from RefSeq and is a predicted model, not a curated record.